Pocillopora meandrina is the source of this 2950-nucleotide messenger RNA. The record is from the annotation of a GenBank genome assembly. Lineage: Eukaryota; Metazoa; Cnidaria; Anthozoa; Scleractinia; Pocilloporidae.
UUCAAAAACAUGGCGGUCAAGAGUAACCUCGGCCGUUGUACUCGCUCGCGGAAGACAGCUACAAACGGUGGCAUGUCGGAUGACCUAGAAAAUAAACCAGCAACUCGUACGCUUCGUUCCAAAAAGUCUGUUCUCUUGGUUUCGGAGAAAAUGGAUAACUGUAAGGUUGUAAUAGAAAAACUGAAGUCAGACUUUGUCAACACAGUCAGGCAUGCGAAGAUUGGACGAAAACGAAGAAGGGUGGAAAGUGAAGACGAAGCUGUAAUAGAGGAAGAAGAGAAAGAAAAAGAAGAGAAGUCUACAGCAAAGGUAAGGUAAAUAACCUCUUCUCUGCUACUAUAGCUUCACAUGCUUCCUAUCAAAUGUGUCACCACAUCUUGCAAAAUAUGUUUUAGCGAACAAGAACUGCCAAGAAAAAGAUAGAGGCAAAAGGGGAAGCCUCAAGUGGAAGCAAACAAGAAGUUCACUAUACUUCAACAAGAGAGCGAAGGUAAAAUUUUUAAGCAAAGAAAUGAUCCGCGUAUGUGGACUGCAAUUAUAACAAUUGCAGAAAAGAAGCCUGAUUUUCUCCAUAAUCCAUGCAUGUGUUACAAGAUUCACAAUUUUAAUUUAAUCGUUAAGCUAUUAGAAAGUCAGUUUUUCUGCAGGUGUUUUCCGGGAGGUUCGGACUAAUUUUCCUCUUCAAAAUUAAAGCUAAUGAAAUUUGCACCCUUUAGAUAUUUCUUCAAAGAUAUUAGGAAAAUAAAUGGUUCUUCAGAAUUAAUUUUUCACAGAAUACUGAGAGGUAAUGUGCACAGAUUCCUGGCAUUUGCAGAAGGGUUUUGAGGGGGGGAACAAGGGCCUUAUUUGAAUUUAGCAUUGGCUGCAGAGCCAUCUUCCCCUUAUAAUCCUUGACUGUACUUUUUUAUUUAAAUAGAACAGUCAAGUAUACUGAAGAAUCACAGGGCUUAUCAUCUCAUUCAGAAGAAGAGAAUGACAAUGAGAAUUCGUCUGAUUCUGAAUCAGGCCUGGCAUCUGGACACAAAUCAUCAUCAUCAUUAUCAGUUUCCACAGAUGGGGAUAGCGAUUCACCCAUACCAACAAGUGAACUAUCAGAUAGCUCACAUCAAAUCAAUAACAGUUCAGAUGAGCUAUCGUCAAGUAACAGUGAUAUCAUAACAUGGCGUACAAGGUAGAUAUGUUUGAUAACCCUCUCACUCCUACGAGUGAUUAAGACAGAAUUUCUCCUUACAAUAUCAAGCAAACAAGUGAUGAGAAUUAAAAAAAUUUAUAUAUGUCAAUUAGAGGAUUAUAUGUAUUAGUUCAUCCAAUACCAAAUUCUCAGAACUAACAUCAUAAGAAUUAUAAAACAGAAAGUAAGAAGUUAAACAAAACAAAUAAGAUCUUGGGAGUAAAAGGGUCAAGUUCUUGUUAUUUUUUUCUGUACAAUAGAGUUCUAUCAAAUCAAAUGCUCUCUAACGAGAAAGACUGGAACUUUUGAAAUAAAUAAUAUUCAUUGAUAAAAUCAGUGUCUUCUUGUCUCUUUUCCUUGUACUUUCACUGCAUCAUCCAGCUACUUAGGGAUAAGAAUAAUCUAAUUUAUCAACAAGAGUGUGUUAUCUUCAGUUGCUAUAGUACCAAGUUCUCUUUAGUUACAAGGAAAUGUAUAGUAACCAAAAGAUAGAAUUCUAACUUGAAUCAGAUCUUGAGAGUUGAAGAACAAGGCUCCUGCUUCUUGUAACAAUAAGCAACAUUUAUUCUUGUCUUACAGGAAAAGUCCAAGGAAAAAAGCUCAAGCAAGUUCGAGAAAAAAGAUUGCUGAACUCUGUGAUAGAUUAUCUGAUUCAGAGGACACAUUAUCAUCAUCAUCACCAUUCUCAAGUGAAGCAUCACAAUCAGAGUGACAGCUAAAGACGGAAUUGAAGAAGUCUAUUUAAUCUUUAGAAGUAUUUAAUUAGUGUCUUUCCCUGUUGGUUUUGUUUAAUUUUCAUAAAGAAAGAAUUGGUGGUAGCAGUCAGUGUGAGGGUCAAUGAUCUGUCCAUUUUCAAAGCUGUAUUCUCAGAAGAAUCACAGUAUUGCUAAAGGUUCUUAUCUUAAAGAUCCCAGGUUCCCAGCUAGGUGCUUUUGUCUUUGACAAAGUUAGUCACCUGUGGCACCAGGGCUGUGCCAGAACACACCCCUGAAUUUAGACAUAUUUGAGAUCCAAAAGCCUGCAUAUAGCUUUUUUGCAUAUAGCUUUAUGCUGCAAGUAGAAAACAGGGUUGGAACUUGUGAUGAGAAUUAAUCAUACAUGUUUCCAUGAUUUUAGGCUGUCCAUGCAUAAUGCAGAGUAUUUUCAUAUUUCCUCUAUUAAUUUUUAUAUACUUUUCAAUAAUCUUGUAAUCUUAUUUAUUUUGCAUCAGAUGUCUAAUAUUGUGUUUGCCCAAGAUAGAGACUUACACUGUAGUGAAGUGUUUAAUUGGAUAGAUCAAAUUUUAGUUUUUAUUUAAAUAUUAGUACUAUGCAUACUAUACAUGAAGCACAAAUGUGUAGUUGGUAAAUACCAGUAUAUCCUGGAGACUUACAUUCAUCUGACUUAUGGAUUAUUGAAUUUGAACAAAAUACUUAAUAAGUGAAACUUUAACCCUUUAACUUCCAAGAUGUGAUUGUCAAUUCUUCCCUCUAGCUGCUAAACAUUUCCUUGUCAAUAAGUUACAAGAAUUUGGUGUUAGACCAGGAUAAAAACUUUCACCUGAUGUGUGUAAGUAUUCUUAGUACCUGUUUCAUGGAUAAUGGGUGUAUUUUACUGGGAGAAGUUACAUGUCCAUCACUUCUAGGAGUUAAAGGGUAAAGUACUCAUUUGCUCCAAUUAAGAGGGGAGGCUGUAGUUUAUAUCCCCUUAAGGAAUGGAAGCUGGAAGGGAUUUGAUCAGUGACAGAACUGUCAACACAUCAUCAUUUCUUUGUAAUAUUAUUAUGUUGAUAGAACCCUG